Molecule: messenger RNA, 1039 nt
Organism: Saccoglossus kowalevskii
Lineage: Eukaryota; Metazoa; Hemichordata; Enteropneusta; Harrimaniidae
Source: RefSeq, a predicted model, not a curated record
CAAUAGUUGGUCGGGUAGUGUUCUUGUAGUCAUUCUCACGGUUUAGAGUGAGAACAAAUAUCAGAAACAUGGUGCGUCAACUGCUUAUGUUCGCCUUGGUUGUGGUGGCUGUCUUCGCACUAGAGAAGAAACAAGACCCGCCAAUCUGUAACUAUUCGUGUGGUCCCGAUGACGACGGAACGUGGGACGGUGAUGGGGAAUGUGACGAUGGCGGGCCAGGUUCACAAUAUUUCGUGUGCGCCUACGGCAGUGAUUGCAGUGAUUGUGAUUUAGACCGCCUGGCAAGUGCAUGAACCAAUGUGGUGAUGCGAAUGAGUGGUCAGGAGACAGCGUUUGUGAUGAUGGUGGACCCAAAUCGUCAUACGAUAUUUGUGACUUCGGUGCCGACUGUAAAGACUGUGGAGCUAGACCUGAAGUUAUUCCCGGCAUAUGCACCAAUGAUUGUAGCUUUAGUAACGAUGGGGAAUGCGAUGAUGGCGCCCCAGGAUCGAGUUGGGACCUGUGUGACCUUGGUACGGAUUGCAAUGACUGUGGAGAAAGAUUUCCAGACAUAUGCGAAAAUGACUGUCGUGAUGCCGACGAUGGUUGGUGUGACGAUGGUGCCCCAGGCUCUGAUUUCGAUAUAUGUGAACUUGGUAGUGACUGCGGUGAUUGUGGACCGAGAACGCAUCCAGGAGCGGCGAGGCCGGGAUCUGUUACUAAGAAGAAGAACGAUAUUCUGAAGCAGAACAUUUUGGGGGAAAAGAUGCGUCAGGUUAAGAAAGACUUGAAGAAACCCGUGUCUAAAAAGACCAGACCUAAACCUUAGUGUGGAUGUGAUGGCUUCGAUCGGAUACCCAUGGUUACAACAGAGGUCUCAGAUUAAUUAAUUAGGACUGCAAUAUAAUAUAUUCAUGCAGUGAACUUGUUCUCUUAUUGAUAAACAUUAUAAACAAUAAAUAAUAGUUAUUUUACAGGCAUAAUCUCAAAAUGCCCUUGUUGUGUAUAUUAGAUGCGAAUAUGCUAUAGAUCAUCCGUUAAUACAUAUAUAAUUAAUAAA